CCGCGUUGGGGGCGGAUGCAACUGUCAUGUUAGGUCAGAUUUGCGGGCCCGCGCCAGUCGUGUCCUCAGCUCCGCAGUGAGUGGUGACCCGUGGAGUGCUGUCAGCUGUGCGUGGACGGAGAACCGCGGCUUGGGCAAGUGGACGAUUCUGUACAGGUGAGGUUGUUGCUGCCUACUGAUGGUAACAGUGGGAGCGCUGGGUACGGUUGUUCGUCCUGCUCCUGCCUACUGAUGGGAACAGUAGGCGGUAGGAUAACGGGGCAGUAAAUAUAGUCCACUGUGUAAGUAUUCCUGUAUUUGGGGUCCGUGGAGGAGGGGAACGGUAGCAGUGAACCCUGGGCUCGGUAACACUGGUGUCAGAAGUUUUUUUUUCCUGUUUCUCCCUGAUACCGCCGGUGGUGUUCCUACCUAUUGAUUCCAGCUAUCGAUGUGCUCAAACUUGGCAUGAUGACUGACGACAAACGCGUGACACGAAGCCAAACGGCGGAGAUGGAGACAAAGACGACUGGAACUCGGGAAGAAGCCAGUACACUUCAACAAGUAUCCGAGGUGGUGAAACAGCAGCUCAGCGAGCAUGCAUUACAACUGCACGAAUCCUACGGCAAGAGAAUGGACAACAUCGAAUCCAUCCUUAGGGACUUGGGGGAGUUGGUCGCGUCAUCUCGCCAGGACAGGAAUCCUGUUGUCGCUGUUGAUACAGCAACAACUCGGGUUCUUCAAGAUGGGGGCGAGAAUCAUCAACCAGCUCCUAAAGGUGACGCUGUAGGGCGUAAACCCCAGGACUUCGAUGGAUCGGCUUCAUUGGCCGCCUACCGAGCGCAGUUCGAGCUCAUUGCGGCUAGCAACGGGUGGUCCACACACAGGAAAGCGGUUGAAUUAGCCGCGAGUCUCAAAGGUCCGGCACUGGAAGUGCUGGCAUGUGUGCCUCCAAAUCACCUGGAAAAUUAUGAAGCAUUAACAAAUGUCUUAGAGCAGCGCUUCGGAUCUGCACAUCAGGAGCACCUCAAUCGCGCCAGGCUAAGGAACCGAACCCGUGGUGGCAACGAGGGCCUGCAAGAGUUGGCAUUGGACGUGGAUCGACUUGCUCACUUGGCUUAUCCCGGAGCUCCGCCGGACUUCAGGGCGACAGUCGCCUGUGAUCAGUUUAUUGACGCCCUGGAAGACACGGACAUGCAAAUGACCGUAAGACAGGCGAAACCAAGCAGCCUGCGCGACGCACUAGCUGCUGCCCUAGAAUACGAGUCUCUAAGACGUUCCCUCAAAUCAUCACAUAGCCGCCAGAGCAGUGGUUUCGGCAACCGCCAAGCCAGUGUGGAAACACAGAGUCCAUCGAAUUUGGAAACGAAGCUCGAUGCUAUUCUCUCUCGGAUCCAGCAGCUUGAAGCUGCGAACCGCAAGCCGGCAGGACGUCUGGACAACAGGAGACAAGUGGGACUGGGGCCAUGCUGGAACUGCAACAAAAUGGGUCAUAUCAGACGAGACUGCAGACAACCCAGUAGGAUGUCAACCUCUGGGUCUUCAAGUGGUCAGGGAAACGAAUGAGGGUCGACCUCGAGGGGCAGCGGUCGGCCGGCGCUGAAGAGUCCCACGAUUGUGUCCGGAGACCAGAACCCCCUGACUGUGUGCGGGUGGAUGGCUGGGUUGGCGGCCGGCGGAUGUCGAUACUUGUCGACACAGGGUCGAAUCGCACACUGGUCCGUAGCGACGUCAUACCCGGUGUGGACCCUCCAUCAGUGCCGGGGGGACUCUGUGACGUAACGGGACGCCGCACUGGAUUGAGAGGGCCCGUGGAAGUUGAAGUGGCCCUCGGUAAACAAACAUCACGCCAUGCAGUAUUCGUGGCGGAAGAGCUGGAAGAACGCUGCAUCCUUGGCCUAGAUUAUCUGUCGGCCCACAACUGCCAACUGGAUUUGAAAAAAAUGACACUUCAGGUGGACAACUCAACGAUUCCACUGACGGAAACACAGCAAGACACUCCCAAAACGUACCGUGUAGUAGUUCGUAGACAAGUACGCAUCCCGCCCAGAACAGAACAGUUGGUGGAGUGUAAGUCGUUGGACACAAUCGAUGGCCACCAAGUGCUAGUUGAGGGUGCAAGUGGUUUGGCCGACGGAAUCAUGGUAGGAAGGUCUCUGGUAAGGAACA
Amphibalanus amphitrite is the source of this 2145-nucleotide messenger RNA. RefSeq lists its product as uncharacterized. The record is from RefSeq and is a predicted model, not a curated record. NCBI's taxonomy places the organism in Eukaryota, Metazoa, Arthropoda, Thecostraca, Balanomorpha, Balanidae. The transcript has 2 exons. Gene Ontology annotation, molecular function: nucleic acid binding; zinc ion binding. The coding region runs from base 445 to 1542 and encodes 365 amino acids.